This is a messenger RNA of Eruca vesicaria subsp. sativa (arugula), 1541 nucleotides long. NCBI's taxonomy places the organism in Eukaryota, Viridiplantae, Streptophyta, Magnoliopsida, Brassicales, Brassicaceae. The record is from the annotation of a GenBank genome assembly.
CUCAUUUUUUACCCACUUUCUCCCCCAAAUUAUUAUUAUUCUCUCUUAUCUCUCUCUCUCUCUCUCUCUUUUAAUCCAUCAAAAUAAAAUAAAAAGCUUUCUCCUUUUUGCAUUUUAAUUCCUUUCAUCUCACUCCAAUAAUCCCCUGAUCUCCGAUCCACUCACCAAAACAUAAUCUCCCUCAAAGGGUCUCAUAAAAAUCUAAUCUUUUUCAUGGGAAACAUCAGCAGCACCGGCGGCGAAGGUAGACGCCGUCGCCGGCGAAGCAACUCUCUUCCAACCUCCGCUCCUCCUCCUCCUCCACCACCACCGCCACCACCUCCGGCAACAGAACCUCCACCUAAUCGAAUCGUCUUCGCCGCAGCUACACCGUACCCAAACCCUAACCCUAAUCAGCAUUACCACCAGUACCCUGGCUACUACCCUCCUCCGGGAACCAUCCCCUACGACCACAACCACCACUAUCCACCACCUCCUCCUCCUCCUCCGUAUCACCACCAUCCUUGGACCGCCGGCGGGAGAUAUCCUUAUCCCGGACCAAUGAUCCCCCAACAGCUUCCGUGCGUGGAGCAUCAGAAAGCCGUUACGAUUCGUAACGACGUGAAUCUAAAAAAAGAGUCUUUGAAGCUUGAACCCGACCCGGAUAACCCGGGUCGGUUCCUAGUCUCCUUCACGUUUGAUGCAACUGUCUCCGGAAGGGUUACAGUUAUUUUCUUUGCUAAAGAGUCUGAAGAGUGUGUUCUCACAGCGACUAAGGAAGAUAUUCUACCGCCAAUCACUAUGGAUUUUGAGGUAGGACUUGGUCAGAAGUUUAAGCAAGCUUCUGGUACGGGGAUAGAUUUCUCUGUGUUUGAAGAUUCUGAGCUGUUUAAGGGGGCGGAAGCUGAUGUUUAUCCCUUGGCGGUUAAGGCUGAAGCAGCAGCUGAAGGUGAAGAAGAGAGUUUGGGGUCGAAGAAUGCUCAGAUUACUCAGGCAGUGUAUGAGAAGGAUAAAGGGGAGGUUAAGAUAAGAGUGGUGAAGCAGAUACUAUGGGUUAAUGAGACUAGGUAUGAGUUGCAGGAGAUUUAUGGGAUUGGGAAUAGUGUUGAUGGGGAUGAUGAUGAGGGUGAUGAUGCUAAUGAUCCGGGGAAGGAGUGUGUUAUUUGUUUGUCUGAGCCACGAGACACCACUGUUCUUCCUUGUCGGCACAUGUGUAUGUGCAGCGGAUGCGCUAAGGUGUUGAGGUUCCAGACAAAUCGAUGCCCGAUUUGUAGGCAGCCUGUAGAGAGGCUUUUGGAGAUAAAAGUUCAUGGUAAUAGCGGAAGUGGGAACAAUACUGGACAAGGAGCAACGGCUGAACAAGAGUAGUUGAAACACGGUUGAGUAUGGAUCGAAUGUUACAACUUCCUUCGACCAUUGAUCAUAUAUAAUUAUAUAUAUGCAUGUUUUAUAUGUGUUGACAAUAAUGUGUGUGAUUGCUAAUUUAUAUAACACAGAAAAUUCCAAGUUGUCUCUAUCCACAAUCCUUAUAAUGUCAGUAGAUACAACAAUGUACAUGCAGA